UCACCCCUACCCAAGCGAAGAAUCGAUAUGGGGAAGAAAAAGGACGAGAAUUGGCCCCCUUCUCCACUCGUCCUUCUCCCUCUGCUCCCGAGGCAGGCAGCACAAUUCGGCGCAGGCGCACUGGCGCGGCCGUCUGGCGGCUUUUGGGCGUCGGCGGAAGGGGGCGGUAGAGGUUGGAGUAGGCGAACCUUCAGUGACGCCUUAGGUGCCCUUGAAACUCCCUCCUCAAGCAUCAUGCCUCUAACCAGUGUCAGCAGAAAGGCUGAUAAGUCCUUGGCUGUGUUCUGGGGCUGUGAGUUGAACUGGGAUAAUCGCUCAUAUACCUUUGAUCCCUUGGAAGAUGAGAACUGUGACCGUAAGUUAAUGCUGAACCUGAUCUGCCUAGGGGAGACAAAAAGUGAUGAUUUGAACGUAGUGGAGAUCAUACCACCCCCUAAUGAGGAUGGCAAGGAGAGACGCCCAUUUCCCUUUGCCGCACUGAAACCCUCGGUCCUGCCCAUGGUCAACAUUUCAGGAAUGGAGCUCAAUCCCCCCAUCACUUUCUACCUUCGGCGUGGCCCAGGGCCAGUCUACAUCAGUGGCCGUGAUCUUACUGUGCGUUUAGACCCAUCCUGGGAGGAAAAAGAGGGGGAUAAGGGGGACGAAAAGGAGACAGAGGAGGCUGAGGAGGAAGAAGGAGAUGAUGAUGAUGAUGAUGACUAUGACGACAAUGAUGAUGAUGAUGAUGAUGAUGACAAUGACGAUGAUGAUGAUGACGAUGAAGAUUCUAAUGAGAUAUCCUUGGAAGAGACUUCUCCACCUAAGCCAGCCAAGCGACGGGCAUCCAAAAGUCAGACUGGUGUUGCAAAGAGUCCCAUUGCUGAGGAGCCUUGAAAUGAAGGCCAAAGGCAAGAAGGCAAAGACAAUACUCAGGAAAUAAAGGCAAUGUGCAAGAGAGGGACUAAAGGACCAAGAAAGAGCAAAACGGGAACUGGGAAGAAAAAAUAAAUAAAAAUAAAUUUUUUUUCUGGAA
Vombatus ursinus (common wombat) is the source of this 1012-nucleotide messenger RNA. RefSeq names its product nucleophosmin/nucleoplasmin 2 (gene NPM2). The record is from RefSeq and is a predicted model, not a curated record. Gene Ontology annotation, biological process: chromatin remodeling; positive regulation of DNA replication. Gene Ontology annotation, molecular function: chromatin binding; histone binding; RNA binding. Lineage: Eukaryota; Metazoa; Chordata; Mammalia; Diprotodontia; Vombatidae. Gene Ontology annotation, cellular component: nucleolus; nucleoplasm; cytoplasm. The transcript has 10 exons.